AUGGAUCCUCAGUCACCACUCCGUCACGUCAACAGUGACUCUCCAAGCACAGAAAACAGCAAACAGCCCGAGUCACCUCUACAUAACGAAGCAAAGCAGAAAUCUGACAGUGGCAAUCAAAAACCUACAAAUCCCUUCCGAAAAGACUACGAUGCGCCAGGUGACGACAGUGUAUACUCCUCCUCACCAGAGCCCAACCUUCUUCCCAGUGUCCGGAAGAACACACCAGUGCGAGCUGUCUUCUAUGAUCUACCUACUGCACAUUCUUCUAUCACUUCCGGUACCGCUAGGAGCAAACUGCGCCCUGCCUCCAACAGCAAUUCUGAUGUUCCAGAGGAGGAGAACUCUAUUCCUCUACAGGACUUGGAACUUCUAAAGAGGGAUGGAGAAGGCUCCAUUUUACAGGAUAUACCAUUGCCUCAACUUUCUACCGUCUUAUCAAUGACGCGAUACAGCAGAGCGAGAGAUCUUCUCACAGAUGAGGACGAGAUAGUGAGUGGAAAGAGUGCAAAUUUAGAAACCCCGAUACAGCCCAGUCUUCCGGAGACGGGCCACUCUGUCUUUUCCAGUAUCAAGAAUGCAUUGGUCUCAGUCUCUUCUCCCUCACAGACUCAUUGGCCCCGAGGCCGUCAAAAGUCAAAAGAUUAUGACCAGGACAAUGGCUAUGAGGCUGACUUCAUGGAUGAUUAUUCGAACUACCACUCGAGUGCUGGCCCUGUUCAGUAUCCUCCUAGUACCCCUGGAGGCAUUCGCAAUUCACAUUGUCGGAGCACUAGCACUAGCUACCCCUUGAAAUACCAACGCCUGAAUCCUCCAGCUUCGUCUCCUCCACUUCAAUUACGCACCAAUCAUCACAAGUUCUCCAGACUUGUCAGUGGGUCUACCGAAGUUUCCUUGCCUGAAGGAAGUACAAUCGGCAAUAUUGUCCAGCACUACGCAGGCUCUGAAGGUUUAGAUGGAGAUGGCAAUGACUUGGAACAAGGCAUAGGUCUGGGAGAAUCGAAAGUGUUUCAGCCGCGAAGUUUUGGUCACGAUCUUCUCUCUAGUUCUCCACUGUAUGAACCGCUCCAGCUCUCUAGUCUCCAAAUUAGAAAGCAAAGAUGGGGAGACAAGUCCAAAGCACCAUAUACACAGUCUCCUCAACUUGAAUUGCCCGGAAAUCGCCAUAGUUCUGCUCCAGCCAGCUCUUCGGAAAUUCAAGGCUACAAGUCCACGUCUCUCCCCAGUCCACAGGAAACUUUGGGCGUACCUGAAAACCCUCGUACGCCUCAGCUACAGGCUGCUAGAAGUCUUGAUAGUAACGACUUCUUCGAUGAAUCGAUAUCAGACGCUGCCAACUCCACCUUACCCAGUCUUCCACGCAUCAGCUACCGAAACCCUUUCAGACCCAACCCAACGCGAUUCUUAGCUCGUGCAGACCCUGAUCAUUGUGUCUAUGAUGACGAACCACAUCCAAAACCCACUCCUGAAGCCCGUGUACCACUGGAACGAGAAGUCAGUCAAGCAUUGAGACGAGCCAGUGGGUACAGUCUUUACAGUGUUGGCAGUGCUUCUUCAUUGGUCCUAGACUACGGUGCGAUUUUAAACUAUGAUCAGGCCAGUGGUCUCCAUCCGAAAGCCACAAUGUUGCUGAAUGGGAAAGAUACAGACAAUAUCCCCGGAUAUUCAUACAAAAUUGGAGGACACAUUGUGGAUGAACAGGCGAAAGUUUUCUACGACAGAGAUGCGAUUCCCACCAACUGGAUCAAUUCUCGACAGAGUAUUCGUGUCCCGAUAAACCACAACGGAUCAUUUCCAGACUCUCCACCUGAGUCUCCGGUCGACGAGCAACCGCAAAAGCAAAGUCAACGACAUUCAACCCCCGCAGACGAUAAUAACGAUUGGGAGACAGUUGGAGAGAGUGGGAUCGGGCUCGACUAUAGAAAUGACAAUGAUUCUGGUUUGAUAGGAGGCACCGUACGCCGAACAGGAAGCAGUAUUGCCAACACUUCAGAUGAUGGAACUGCGAGCAUCCAUCUUGAAGAUCUCGAUGAGUUUGGCUCAACAGAGAGAAUCGCACAGCACCCAGGCACUAUUCAAUACUCGGGCGAUUAUCGCCAGCGUGAUCUGAAGAAGACCCAAAUUCCUAUCUUGAUGCCUGUUUUCAACGGUCACAAGGUUAAUGGAUACCUGGCUGAUUCUAUGAGGAUUCGACCGCCUCGGGUCCCGACAUACUUUCGCCCAGCACCACUUACUGAAUCGCACAAGCACCCGUUCAACUCCACUCCACCAGAAGUCAUGCCACCGUCUCGAGCGGGCAAGCUAAAGAGUAUUCUACGUAGCCAACUUGCUCCGACAGACUCAAAAGCUACGAGCUCCAGCAAAAGUGGUACCCAAGGAGAUAGAACGAGUACAUAUAGGAAGCCUUCCUUUGCCAGUCAAAGCUUUAAACCUGGAUCUGAAUGGACAGAUAGCUAUCGUCAAACUGGGCCCUCUGUUAGCACACAGCGUCGUCAAUUUGCUGAAGAACAAGACCGUCCAUCGUCUUGGCAACAUGUCAUGGCAUUUGCGAAUGGUGGUAACGUACCCGGCUACCGGAAGGACGGUUCUCGCAUCUGCGACCCACAGUCAAUAGAGGAUGGUCUAUCUAUUAGAGAAGUCCUGGAUGAUGAAUCACAGAUCAACAACGUCGCGCCAAAUGGCAAGAGACGAAGCAACAGUCACGCUCCGGUUGUUCCAUCAUCAAGCCGCCGACCUCCUGGAGCUUUCUACCAAGGAUUACGAGCAGUAUCGGAUCAGAAGCGUUUACAGGUUCCUGGCCAACACGAUGGUGCAACAAAGUCAACAAGUAGACGCAGUACAGCGAAAGCCCAUGGUACCACUUCUCUCCGACCUCUUUCUCUUUUGAAUGACCGUUUGCCCUCGACACCACUCCGCAACGUUUCCAAUCAGAGCGAUAUGGGCAGCUCAGAUGACUUUGUGUACCGCUCUCCUCUGGCCCCGCCAUUGCGUUCAACGUGGCAGAAGCUGUACUCCACUUCCCGAUUAUUUGAGUUGCAACAGAGAGCCAAGGCAGAUGGGGUUUAUAGCUCACGCUCUACGUUACCAAGCUCAAAUGAAGGACUGUCACGAAGACAUUUAUACGAACCGCCUAAGCUCGCAGCUCCUCAUGACAACAAUAAUGAUGAUCCGGAUGUUAGAGUAUGGAAGAUCAGAUUCUCUGUGGUUGUCCUAGUUCUCUGUUGUUUCUUCCCGCCUCUGCUGAUUCUUUUUGCUCUUGGUAAGAUGGACGGAAUCAUGAUAUGGUGGAGUGACGGCGAAUUCUCAGGAUUUGGCAAGGCACAGAAGAAGUGGGCCGGGAUUGUACUCUGCACUGAAGUAUUCAUCAUCGGAGUUCUCCUUAUUGCUUUCCUCGCUUCAUUCUUCUCCAAACACCAUGGAUAA
This is a messenger RNA of Cadophora gregata, 3423 nucleotides long. RefSeq lists its product as uncharacterized. The record is from RefSeq and is a predicted model, not a curated record. Bases 1 to 3423 code for a protein of 1140 amino acids. NCBI's taxonomy places the organism in Eukaryota, Fungi, Ascomycota, Leotiomycetes, Helotiales, Ploettnerulaceae. The transcript has a single exon.